CAUAGCCGAGGGCCCCCGGGAAACCAGUUACAGGACCCCGUUCUUUAGGGUAAAUUUAUCGAAAAUUAUAGGGUAAUCGACCCUCUCCGAUUCUUGCUCCUACGUCGGUUGACUCAUCACGAGAUUACUACCUUGCCAUAGUAUAUAUAGAGAGAAAGUGUGUGUAAUCAAUGACUUGGAGGAAGAGCAAAUGUAUAGAAUAUACAUAUACUACCUAUGUAUUAGCAAGAUGACUAAAGAGGUUCUAACUAUUUAUCUGUAUUAACUGCCUGUUACUUGCUUUAUUUUUAGGUGAGUUCUGCGCGUAUGUACAAUCAGGACUCGGUAAUCAGACAGAGAAAAUUUUGGACUAUACCAAUCGAUACGUCAACCAGCCGUUCGCAAAAUAAUGCCGCCUCUUUCGUCGUCGUCGUCUAGUUCUAGCCAAGGCGAGCUCCCGGCAGAUGUUGAAAAACAGGCGAUUCCGAUUCCUGCGGGAGCCGAAGGUCCUAGCGAGAGCAGAAAGAAUCAAGGAGAAGUAGAAGAAGGAGGAGGAGGAACCGGAAAUAUGGAUAGCCCCGCCGAAGAGGGAGAGGAUUGGCGAAUCCCUCCCGAGCCCGAUAUCCUGAACCCGGAUGCCGACGGCGUGGCCGGCGUCGUAAGCCGGGUGCUGAGUAGGAUGUCGACCAAAUCGAGCUGGAACCCCGGGCCGCCUCCGGACGGUGGUAAAGUCGCGUGGCUCAUGUGCAUCUGCGGGCACCUCGCCAUCAUGAACACGUGGGGCUUCAUCAAUUCGUUCGGCGUGUUCCAGGCCUACUAUGUGGCACAGCUCGGGCGCCCGCCCUCGGACAUCUCGUGGAUCGGCUCCGUGCAGGUGUUCCUGACCUUCUUCGUCGGCACCUUCGCCGGCCGCUUCACCGACGCCGGCUUCUUCCGGCCCGUGACCGCCUGCGGCGUCGCCCUCAUGACCCUCGGCAUCUUCGCCACCUCCGCCGCCACCCGCUACUGGCAGCUCGUUCUGUCGCAGGGCCUGUGCAUGGGCCUCGGCAGCGGCUGCGUCUUCUGCCCCACCGUCGCCACCGUCUCCACCUACUUCCGCCGCCGCCGCUCCCUCGCCAUCGGCCUCGCCGCCUCCGGCUCCGUCACCGGCGGCCUCGUCUUCCCCGCCAUGGCCCGCCAGCUGCUCCCCGCCGCGGGCUUCGGCUGGACCGUCCGCGCCAUGGGCUUCGUGCAGCUGGCCACGCUCGCCUUGGCCAUGGCCCUGAUGCGGUCGCGCCUGCCGCCGCGCCGCGCCGGCAGCCUCGUCGAGUGGGCCGCGUUCCGCGAGCCCGAGUACGCGCUGUACGCCGCCGGCAUGUUCUUCAGCUUCUGGGGCGUGUACUUCGGCUUCUACUACCUAGCCGCGUUCGCGCGCGCGGGGACGGCGAUCUCCCCGGCCAUGUCGUACACGGACUCGCUGGACCUGCUGCUGGUCGUCAACGGCGUGGGGCUGGUGGGGCGGAUCGUGCCGAACUACUUCGCGGACCGGGUGGGCCCGCUGAACCUGAUGAUCCCGGCGUGCCUGGGGUGCGGGGCGGCGGUGCUCGCGUGGAUGGCGGUGCGGACGCCGGCGCAGCUGUACGGGUGGGCGGUGGCGUACGGGGUGGUGGCGGGGGCGAUACAGAGCCUCUUCCCGGCGGGGCUGAGCAGCCUGACGACGGACCUGCGGAAGCAGGGGACGCGGAUGGGGAUGACGUUCACGAUCGUGAGCUUCGCGGUGCUGACGGGGAACCCGAUCGCGGGGGCGAUUAUCGGCAGGAUGGACAGGCGGUACGUGGGCGCCCAGGGGUUCACGGGCGCGAGCUUGCUGGUGGGUGCCGUGUUGCUGUUUGGCGCGCGGUGGGCGAGGAUGAGGAGGACGGGGAGGGGGUGGAAGACGAAGAUUUAGGGGAUUUAGUGAGUAGAAUGGGGGGGAAUUGGUUAACCCGUCUUUGAUUUUUAUCAUAAGCUAAAACGGGGAUAGAUAUAACGGUUAUAUAAGGGGAGGGAGGGUAUGUACGAUGUGUCUAUAUGUGAAGUGAGGAUUUCGAGGGUUGGUGAUGAAGGUACCUAACCUAAUGAUUGUUACCUGUUGUUAUAUGGCGAUACAGGACAUGAUGAUAUGCAGAUUGGGAUUUUGUGUAUAUACAUUAAUUUGUAGAUAUUUACUCUAUAGGUACGUGUUUUAAUAUGACAGUAACAACAGUAGCUAAUUCGUUUAAUG
Messenger RNA from Daldinia caldariorum, 2221 nucleotides. RefSeq names its product MFS general substrate transporter. Gene Ontology annotation, cellular component: fungal-type vacuole membrane. Lineage: Eukaryota; Fungi; Ascomycota; Sordariomycetes; Xylariales; Hypoxylaceae. Gene Ontology annotation, biological process: transmembrane transport. The record is from RefSeq and is a predicted model, not a curated record. The transcript has 2 exons. Gene Ontology annotation, molecular function: transmembrane transporter activity. The coding region runs from base 389 to 1906 and encodes 505 amino acids.